Molecule: messenger RNA, 489 nt
Organism: Ostertagia ostertagi
Lineage: Eukaryota; Metazoa; Nematoda; Chromadorea; Rhabditida; Trichostrongylidae
Source: the annotation of a GenBank genome assembly
AUGGUACUCGGUGCCGUACUGUCUAUGCUGCGCUAUGUGGCAGGCAGUGAAGACAGGGAUUUUGUCGAUCGACUGCACUCCUACUUUACAUGCAACAUUUUAAUUGGUCUUGCAGUACUUGUCAGCUUUAAGCAAUUCGGAGGGAAACCGAUAGAAUGUCUAGUUCCCGACAUAUUCAGCAGCUCAUGGGAACAGUAUGCCGAAAAUUAUUGCUGGGCACAGGAUACCUACUAUGUGCCGAUGGGUGAAGCCGUCGCUGGGAUGCCUGACGAUGACCGUCGUAAAAGGCAAAUAAGUUACUAUCAGUGGGUGCCGUUUUUUCUUCUGGCUGAAGCAGCCUGCUUUCGACUACCUAGCCUUUUGUGGCAAUAUUUGGCCUGCCAUUCAGGAAUAAAAAUUCAUGAAGUGGUCAAGCUGUCAUCUGAUCCAAAUAACAUAAAGCCGGAAAUCAAACGGGCAAAUAUUAGAUCGCUCACUAAUUCCAUCUGC